Cercopithifilaria johnstoni is the source of this 1644-nucleotide messenger RNA. NCBI's taxonomy places the organism in Eukaryota, Metazoa, Nematoda, Chromadorea, Rhabditida, Onchocercidae. The record is from the annotation of a GenBank genome assembly.
AUGGUCAGUUCAAUUCUUUACGUUGCGGUCAUUGGUUUCCAUCACAAAAGAGGAUGUCAGAUCGAAUAUUGUUAUCCACCUUUAUUAAACAAUGAUGGAGAGCUUCCGGUAGCAUGGCAAAAUUUGCCAUCACUUGCACUUCCUGACGGUGCGCAUAACGUCGACCAUGACGUAAUAUACUUUCUCUUGCCAUCGUUAGAUGAUCCCAACCGAUCAGUCUUUGGAAUUUCAUGUUAUCGUCAAAUUUCUGCAAAGGAUCUUCUGAAUAAAUCAACGGAUGUCACUCGAAGUAGUGUACAGAAGAGUGUUUGCGUCCUGUCUCGAAUACCGCUUUUUGGUGUAUUGACGGCUAAAUUACAGCUUAUCACAAAAGCUUAUUUUAACGAAAGAGAUUUUGCUAAAGUUGAUGUGCUGUGUCAAAUGUAUGAAAAUCUUUGUGAAAUGUUUCCGGAUGCUGUAACUGACGAAGAAGCCGCAAUUAUGGAUAUUUCAGUGCAGUCCCUUGUAACAACAUUCAGACAUCGUGUUUUAAUGUUAUUCAAAUUGUUAUUAUUAGAAAAAAAGGUCGUGUUCUAUAUAUCGCCAGUAUUUCAAUUAAGUCAGCUAAUGGUUGCGCUCAUCUCACUUUUUCCACGAUUGGUUGAAAAAGGUUUAUUUCAUGCAGCUGCAUAUAAUCCAAGUUCUCUGAAAUGUUCGGAUGAGAUGAGUGUGGAUGAAGAUGAAAUUGUUUUGGAAGCGAGUAAGGAUACAAUGGGAGACAGAGUUCUAGAAUUUGAAGAUAUGAUGAUUAAUGUAAGUAUCGAAAAGAACAAAGUAGGUAGAAACAACCCCGUGGAAUUUGUUCACAAAGAUUUAUUGGCAUCAGUAACGGAUUGCAUGCUCGAUAUGCAGUUGUCAAAUGAUAGCAGUGUUGAAAGCCGUUCAAAUUUGAAGCGGAAGCAAAUAUUGGCCACCGAUUCAUACGGUUUCCCAUUAAGUAUAUUCACGAAAGGUUCAUUAUUCCAUCCUUACCUAAGUAUCUGCCAUUUGGAUAUGAUUCGUUCGGAUAAGACACGAGCUUAUUGCAUCGGUGCAACGAAUGCUUUAUUUGUUCAACGUCGUGAUUUGCUGGAUGUUGUAGUUACUGUUGAUGAAGUUGGCGAUGGAAGUAUCGAUAUUGUAGAUAUUGAGUUAAAACGAUCAUUGACAUUAACAGCUGCAGACUUACGUUUUGUCGACUUUGUGUUAAAAGAAAUGGAAGCAAAUGCUAAAUCACCGAGUUGGGAAGGUAGUGAUGACUGGAUACGGUUGCAGAUGCAAGCGUAUUUAUUAUCACUCAUAGCUACUGUACGUGCUGAUUUGAAAGAUUCACUGAAUGACUUCAAUGAAGCAUUCAUAGCUGAAUGGAAAAUGAGCAAUAAUUAUCGUAUUUGGUCCUGUGGUGAUUUUCCUGAUUUGGCAUCUACCGUUCCGGGGCAUCUAUUUGCUGGUGGUCUCGGUAUAUCGGACGUAUUGCUACGUAUGGAGCAUUCAGUUGGUGGUAUGGGAAGUGGUCGUCGUGUAGCAUCGGCUGUUGUUAAUACCAGUAAAUAUUUUGCAGGUACAGGUACCAAAAUGAAAACGAAUAUUGCGUCAUGGUUAAAGGGAACGAAACAAAUAGAAUAA